Messenger RNA from Brassica oleracea var. oleracea, 1871 nucleotides. RefSeq names its product probable pectinesterase/pectinesterase inhibitor 33. Gene Ontology annotation, molecular function: pectinesterase activity; pectinesterase inhibitor activity. The transcript is spliced from 3 exons. Gene Ontology annotation, biological process: cell wall modification. NCBI's taxonomy places the organism in Eukaryota, Viridiplantae, Streptophyta, Magnoliopsida, Brassicales, Brassicaceae. The record is from RefSeq and is a predicted model, not a curated record. The coding region runs from base 23 to 1780 and encodes 585 amino acids.
GAUACCCAAGAACUUAAAAAAAAUGCUUAGAGGCAUCUUCCACAUCUGCCUCUCGGCAUCAUUUCUUCUUCUACCAUUCUCCUCCGCCGUACACGACGGUGACUUCAGCGGUGGAGCAAAUGCUCCUUCUCCAUGGGACCACAAUAUUGCACCAUCACCAGAAACCGCACCAUCCCCAACCACCUCACCGCCAUCUCCCGGUCCGGCGGCUGCUCCAUCUCCGAUCAACAACGGCUCUAUCUCCGGAGACAUGAAAUGGUGGUGCAACAAGACUCCACACGCUGAGACAUGCAAUUACUACUUCCAAAGGAGCCCACACAACAACAUUAACAGACCACCAAGGUUUCGGUCCGAAUUUCUACGAUUGCUGGUCCAAGUAGCACUUGACCAAGCCGUCAUCACACACGCUCAGACCGUAAAGUUCGGUCCGAGCUGCACCAACAACCAACGGAAAGCCGCUUGGUCAGACUGCGUAAAGCUCUUCGAAAACACGGUGGCUCAGCUGAACCUGACGCUCAAGGGACUUAACCCGGGGGCUUCCAGUGAUGUGAAGUGUUCGAACUUCGACGCACAGACGUGGCUCAGCACAGCCCAGACCAACAUUGAAACAUGCCGGUCUGGUUCGGAGGAUCUUAAAGUCUCGGAUUUUGUCAUUCCGGCGAUCUCCAACAAGAACUUGUCGGAUUUGAUUGGAAACUGUUUGGCUGUCAAUGGAGUUCUCAUGAAGCAACAUAAUCAUACAACUGCUAACCACGAAGAAUACUUCCCAAGCUGGGUGUCAAGACACGAGAGGCGAUUACUCGUAUCAGCCUCUUUAGCGAAAUCUAGACCCCAUCUAGUGGUGUCACAAGACAGGUCCGGCCAUUUCCGGUCGAUCCAAUCUGCGAUAAACUUCGCAGGAAGACGGAGAAUCAAGUCAAGAUUUAUAAUAUAUGUGAAGAAAGGUGUUUACAGAGAGAACAUUGAAGUCGGGAACGAUAACCACAACAUAAUGCUUGUUGGUGACGGCGCAAGAAAAACAAUCAUCACCAGCAGUAGAAGCGUCAAGAACGGCUAUACCACCUAUAACUCAGCAACAGCUGGCUUUGGAGGCCAAAGGUUUGUAGCAAAGGACAUGACAUUCAUCAAUACGGCAGGGCCAUUACGCGGCCAAGCUGUCUCGGUUCGGUCAUCCUCUGACCUCUCAGUUUUCUACCGUGUCGGUAUCCAUGGAUUCCAAGACACGCUCUACAUUCACUCGCAACGUCAGUUCUUUAGAGAAUGUUACAUCUCAGGCACCAUAGACUUCAUCUUCGGAAAUGCAGCUGUUGUGUUUCAAAACUGCAUGAUUCUCGUCCGACGUCCUCUCCGUGGCCAAGCUAACGUUAUAACAGCUCAGGGUCGUGGUGACCCUUUUCAGAACACAGGUAUUACCAUCCAUAGCUCAAGGAUAAUCGCGGCUUCUGAUUUGAGGCCUGUUAUUCGAGCUUACAAGACCUAUUUAGGUCGACCGUGGCAAGCGUAUUCGCGUGUUACUAUCAUGAAGACUUAUAUAGAUAACUCAAUCAGUCCCUUGGGAUGGUCUCCUUGGUUAAGAGGGUCCAAUUUUGCUCUCAACACGGUUUUCUAUGGAGAGUAUAAAAAUUUUGGACCGGGUUCUUCCACGAGGUGGCGGGUCCGGUGGAAAGGAUUCCACGCCAUAACCAGUGCUUCGGUUGCUUCCCGGUUUACUGUGGGAAGCCUCAUUGCAGGCGGUUCAUGGUUGCCUUCCACUGGCGUGCCGUUCAAGACAGGGUUGUGAGGAGAAUUGCAUGGUCCAUUCCAUUCCCAAAGACUAUUUAUAUAGUGUGUUAUGUGUUGUUUAUUUAUUUAUCUCUUGUUAACAUCACUGU